UGCUCGGAGCCUCCCCCGGCGCGGGGCGGGGGGGGUGCGGCGGGCCCCCGCCCCGCUCCGCUCCAUGUGCCGCCGCCGGGGUGGGUGCCUGGCCGCGGGGCCGGGGCCGGGCCGGGGGGAGUAUGUUUCCUGGCGGAGCGAUAUUUGUUUACAGGAUGAGAGCCGUACUGUAAGUGAAGUAGGACCGAGCCCGGGCAGCUCCGUAAUAAAUUAAUAUCGCAACUGCUCCCUCCUCGCCGACACCGACAUAAGCCCCGCGCCCGGCCCCGCCGCUCCCCGCGCCCGGCCCCCGCGCCUGCACUUGUUGCAGACUCCACGCCAGAUGGAAUUUUAUGACUUGCUGGAUUCUAAAUAGGACGAGGAGAUGUGUCUGAUAAGAAGUCAUCUUAGAAAAACUUCCAAAAUAAGAAAGCUAAUUCAAAUAAAACAGUAACAGAUACAUGAUUUUGAGAUCACAGAAUGAAAGCAGCAUGAAAUGUUAUGGCAAAGACAGCACAGCAAGAUACAGGAGUCUCACAAAUCCUCAUAAAUCAGCAGGUGUCUGGCACACUGAAUCUAUUGAUCUGUGUAGGAUUUGUGCUUUGGUUCAUUUAUUGAAGAUGUGAAGCAACGUCAAGUCCGAGAUUGGAAUUACUGACAGACUGGAGGCAAUCUUAAGUCCUUGUGAUGCACAUGGACAUGCUGAAUUAUAAGUAAUUCUAGCUUCUUUUCCCCUCCCCUCCCUUCCCCUCACUCAGCUAUCUCAGGGUUCAUAGAGAUUUCAAUGGUUCGUGUGCCUGUAAGUUUGGAACACAAGUGACCAAAAAUGGGGGACCAGGAAUUGUAUAAAACUAACCAUACUGCCAACAGCAAUGAGAACUUGUACUACCAACAGCACCAAAUGAACUCCCUUCCAUCUCUAAAUCAUAGCUAUGGGACAUCUGUUAUGGAUGUUCCCCAGGCAUCCCCUCUCUCCCCCCAGUUUCCCCAAGAUUCAAGAGACAGUAUAGCUUUGCCUGUAGGUUCAAAAAGUCUUGGGUCAGUGGAUACAUCUAGACAAACCAGUUGGACACAUUCUGGCUCAGGAAACCAUGUCCCAGUGAGGAACAAUUUGAAUAAUCAAAGCGCUAUGUGGAGCCCCCUUGGGCAGGGGGAGUCCCAUGAUGGAUACCAAUAUUCUUACUCUCAGCCCAGUGAAAAUAGAUCGCAAAAAAUUACCAGUGGGGUCCUGCAUAAAUUGGACUCCUUUACACAAGUAUUUGCUAACCAAAAUCUGAGAAUUCAAGUCAACAACAUGGCUCAGGUUUUGCACACCGAGUCUUCAAUGGUGGAUAAUUCUGGUGACAGUGCGCUCAGGCAGCUGCUGUCCCAGAAGCCAGCAGCUGAGCAACAGCCUGUAACUUCCAGUGUACAAAGAUACCAACCGGUGCCACAGCAGACACACCAGAAUUUUGCAAGCACACAGCAAAAGCAACAAAUGCAAGUCAUGCAGCACCAACAGUUGUACUACGACUACCAGCAGCAUUUAUCACAAAUGCAGAUGCAUUCUGCGUUUCAGCAAGGACAGACGCACGUUCAACAAAUGCAGUCCCAGCAGCUCUUACCGCAACAGAUGCAGCACUUGCAGCAGACUCAAUACUAUGCUCAGCCGCAGCAGGGACAUCAGCGGCUCUCGAUACAGGAGAUCCAGCAGCAGCAGCAACAGCCAACUCGGCAGCAGCAGCAGCGGCAGUGUCCAAUGCAAAUAGCUCAGUAUUACCAAACGCAACCUGUUAUGCAGCAGUUACAGCAACAGCAGCAACAGAUGCAAUUGCCGCUUCCUCCGUAUCACAGGGAACCAGAUCCAAAGACUAUGCAUGAACCACACCAGUACUCUCAGGAUCCUGGUCAUCCUGUGCAGCUUAUCCAGUUGGGAGCAGUGCCUCAGUAUUGCUACCAGGAUCCCCAUGAACAGUACAGGCACUUGUACCCACAGAGUUUACUGCAGCAGCAGCAAGAUCAGCAGAAGCAAUACCCGAGUGAAAGCAGAGUGACAUCUCUGAACUCCCAUGUUGGCCUCACUCCACCAGAGACCACAGAGGAUCCCACACGGCAGGAAAUUAAUUCUGUAGGUAAUGCUGUUCCUCAUCGAACUCUUUUGCUACCCUCGGGAGUUCAUCUGAACAACAAAAGCUCUCAGCAAGACUCUCCCAGCACCACGUGGCCUCAGCAGGUGCAACUGUCAGAUGGCAGACGGCAGCCGUUGUCCCCAGAACAAAGUGGCCAGAACAGAGAAACACUUCCUGAGAGAGCUGAUGCGAAGAACAAGCUAAUGUGUUCAAUAUGCUUGAAGGAGUUUAAGAGUUUGCCUGCUCUAAAUGGUCACAUGAGGUCACACGGAGGAGUAAGAGCAUCUCCUAACUUCAAACAGGAUGAAGGAGAGAAACCACCACAGCAGCCGCUGCCAAAAGAGGGGGAUAGCCUCGCGCCCAUCGUCAUGCCAGUGUCUGUCCCUGUAAAGCUUCUGUCACCUGAGCCCAGCACGCAGCCCUCUGCCAGCACUGCCACAGUCAAAGACAAGCCUGCCAACUCUGUGUCAGAUGAUGAGAUGCCCGUUCUCGUGAAGAUGACUUACUCUCCACCGUGCAGUCCAAAAGUGGCCAACCCCUGCUCAUCCUCUGAAAUUAGCAAAAAACCUCAUCAAAGUGCUGUAAAAUUGGAAGAAAACUUCAAACCAUUGCAGGACAAGAAGAAGUAUCGGCACAGACCUGAACCUCUCUUCAUACCUCCUCCUUCCUUCAACUUCAGCAUGUCCCAUUCCGGUGCAACCCUGUACCAGAGUCAGCUUCGCUCUCCCCGUGUCCUUGGAGAUCAUCUGCUAGACCGGACGCAUGAGCUCCCUCCCUACACUCCGCCACCGAUGCUUAGUCCAGUUCGGCAAGGGUCUGGUCUCUUCAGCAGUGUUAUCACAUCAUCUCAUAGCACCUCACAUACGCAGCUGCCACUUACUCCACUGACACCUACUCCACGGGUGCUCCUGUGUCGGUCUAAUAGUAUCGAUGGAAGUGUAAUUCCGGUGACGCCUGGGCCUGGAGAACAGACUGUUGAACCGCGAAUCAAUAUUGGGUCCAGAUUCCAGGCUGAUAUUCCUGAGCUGCAGGACAGAUUGGUAAUGGAGAGAGAUGUGCACAAGGCUACUUUGGUUUGGAAACCGUGGCCAGAACUGGAGAACAAAGUCUUCCAACAAAGAGUGGAAGACCUUUUAAAUAUGAGCUGUUCCAGUGUGUUACCUGGUGGAGGAACUAACUCAGAAUACGCUUUGCACUCUCUCUUUGAAGCAAAAGGAGAUAUUAUGGUUGCUCUUGAGAAGCUGCUGUUGAGAAAGCCAGUGAGAUUGAAGUGUCAUCCUUUAGCAAAUUACCACUACGCUGGAUCUGACAAAUGGACACAUCAAGAAAGGAGGCUGUUCAAAGAGGCACUGUCCACCUACAGCAAAGAUUUCAUAUUUGUACAGAAAAUGGUUAAGUCUAAGACAGUUGCACAGUGUGUGGAAUACUACUAUACCUGGAAGAAAAUCUUGCGUUUGGGACGGAAACACAGGACACGUUUAGAGAAAAAGAGAGAAGAAUGCCUGACAAGUGGAGAAGAGGAAGUGUUAGAGGAAGAUGAGGAGACUGAAGAAGACAGAAAAGAUGAAAGGGAAAUGCAGAAGUCUCCUGACCCACCAGCUAUCCCUCUUGUUGGACCUAUAGAUCUGCCUGCACUUCAGAGUCUUUCACUUUCUUCAUCUUCCUUCAUCUGUGAAAUGCCAAACUGUGGUGCCGUGUUCAGUUCCCGACAAGCACUGAAUGGCCAUGCUCGCAUUCAUGGAGGUACUAAUCAGGUGACAAAACCACGAUGCACCAUCCCGGGCACUAAGCAGAAAUCUGGUACGCAGAGCGGAUACUGCUCCAUCAAGAGUUCACCUGCCCACAGCACAACAAGUGGUGAGACUGACCCAACAACAAUUUUUCCUUGCAAGGAGUGUGGCAAGGUAUUUUUCAAAAUCAAAAGCCGCAAUGCUCAUAUGAAGACUCACAGACAACACGAAGAACAGCAAAGGCAGAAGGCUCAGAAAGCUGCUGUGGCUGCAGAAAUGGCAGCCACCAUCACAAGAACUACUGGGCCUGUUGGGUGUAGUUUGAUUCCUCUGGAUCACAUGAGUUUGGUUAAACACGUUGGAAAUGUCGGUGACAUUGAUGAUGAUGUUGUUCAGGAGCUGGGUGAUGUCAUGGAAGAGAAUGAAGUCAUGGAUGCUGACCUUCUAUUGGAUGAUGAAGAUGCAGAUCUACUGCGGGAUGAUGCUGAGUUGUAAAUAAAGUUGUUUGAUAAAGACAGCUACUGAGCACACCCUGAAUGGAUCAUUCAGGAAACCUGGACUGCUCCUUUGCUCCCCAUUGAUUGUAAACUACCUGUUGAAAAUGAAAUUCUUUUAUCCAGGUCUAGGAAAAAAAAGAAAUCUGCUUUUUUCCCUUUUUUUUUAUUAAUUUGUGUUUUGGGGGAAAAAUAAAUAAUUGGUACAAAUAUUCUUACAA
Messenger RNA from Falco peregrinus (peregrine falcon), 4532 nucleotides. RefSeq names its product transcriptional regulating factor 1 (gene TRERF1). NCBI's taxonomy places the organism in Eukaryota, Metazoa, Chordata, Aves, Falconiformes, Falconidae. The coding region runs from base 806 to 4312 and encodes 1168 amino acids. Gene Ontology annotation, cellular component: transcription regulator complex; histone deacetylase complex. The transcript is spliced from 18 exons. The record is from RefSeq and is a predicted model, not a curated record. Gene Ontology annotation, molecular function: transcription corepressor activity. Gene Ontology annotation, biological process: negative regulation of DNA-templated transcription; regulation of transcription by RNA polymerase II.